AUGUUUGCUUUUGUGUCGCGCCGUACUGCUGUGAACGCCACCCGCCUGGGUGUCCGUGCCAAGCACACUCUCCCUGAGCUGCCUUACUCGUACGGUGCGCUCGAGCCUGCGAUCUCGGGCCACAUCAUGGAGGUGCACCACGGCAAGCACCACCAGACGUAUGUGAACAACCUGAACAAGGCCCAGGCCGACCUCGCCGACGCCGGCAGCCGUGGCGACCUGGUUGCCGAGAUGGCCGCUAUGAACGCCGUCAAGUUCAACGGCGGUGGUCACCUGAACCACUCGCUGUUCUGGGAGAACCUCGCCCCCCAGAGCCAGGGUGGCGGUCAGCUCGACAGCGGUAGCCUGCGCACGGCUAUCGAGCAGGACUUUGGCAGCGUCGACUCGAUGAAGGAGAAGUUCAUCGCGGCGCUCGCUGGUAUCCAGGGCAGUGGCUGGGGCUGGCUCGCCUACAACAAGACGAACGGCAAGCUCGACAUUGUCACCACGGCCAACCAGGACGUGCUUAUCUCGCAUGUGCCGCUGCUCACGAUCGACGCGUGGGAGCACUCGUUCUACCUGCAGUACAAGAACGACAAGGCCACGUACUUUAAGAAGAUCUGGGAUGUGAUCAACUUUGAGACGGCCGAGAAGCGUCUCAAUGCGGUGAAGAACUAG
Malassezia sympodialis ATCC 42132 is the source of this 657-nucleotide messenger RNA. RefSeq names its product superoxide dismutase SOD2 (gene SOD2). Gene Ontology annotation, molecular function: superoxide dismutase activity; manganese ion binding. NCBI's taxonomy places the organism in Eukaryota, Fungi, Basidiomycota, Malasseziomycetes, Malasseziales, Malasseziaceae. Gene Ontology annotation, biological process: superoxide metabolic process. The record is from RefSeq and is a predicted model, not a curated record. Gene Ontology annotation, cellular component: mitochondrion.